This is a messenger RNA of Harpia harpyja (harpy eagle), 981 nucleotides long. Its product is annotated as protein YIF1B-B-like. The record is from RefSeq and is a predicted model, not a curated record. Gene Ontology annotation, cellular component: Golgi membrane; COPII-coated ER to Golgi transport vesicle; endoplasmic reticulum-Golgi intermediate compartment. NCBI's taxonomy places the organism in Eukaryota, Metazoa, Chordata, Aves, Accipitriformes, Accipitridae. Gene Ontology annotation, biological process: endoplasmic reticulum to Golgi vesicle-mediated transport.
AGGAGACGCGGCAGGAUGGAGCUGGAGCGGCACCCCCCCAAACGCCGGGUACCGGCGGCAGCCCCGCGUAUGGCGGAUCCCCACCCUCUCUUCGAUGAUACCAGCGCGGCGGGAGGCGGAGGCGGCGGCGGUGGUGGGGUUGGGGCCCAACCGGGCCGGGGUUACGGGGGUCCGCCUCUUUCCUCCCCCUACCCACCUCCCGCUUCUUUCCUGAGAGAACCGGUAUCCAGCCUGGCUGUGGUUUACGGCAGCAGUUUGGCCACAGGCCGCGAUAUCGUGGACCGUAACCUCGAUCGGUUCAUCCCGGUGGGGAGACUGAAGUAUUAUUUCGCUGUGGACACCGUCUACGUGGGCAGAAAACUGGGGCUCCUCGUUUUUCCCUUCGUGCAUCAGGACUGGCAGGUGAGGUACCAGCAGGACGCCCCAGUUGCCCCCCGUUUUGACGUCAACGCCCCCGAUCUCUACAUCCCGGUGAUGGCCUUCAUCACCUACAUCCUCAUCGCCGGCUUGGCUCUGGGCACCCAGAACAGAUUCUCCCCCGACAGCCUGGGCUUGCAGGCGAGCUCGGCGCUGGCCUGGUUGAUCGUGGAGGUGCUGGCCGUCCUCCUCAGCCUCUACCUCGUCACCGUCAACACCGACCUCACCACCAUCGACCUCAUCGCCUUCGCCGGCUACAAAUACGUGGGGAUGAUCAUCGGCCUCGUCUUCGGGCUCCUCUUCGGCCGAACAGGUUACUACGUGGUGCUGAGCUGGUGCUGCCUCAGCAUCUUCGUCUUCAUGAUCAGGACGCUGCGGCUGAAGCUGCUCGAGGCGGCGGCCGAGGGGGUGUUGGUGCGAGGGCCAAAAAACCAGCUGCGGAUGUACCUGACCAUGGCCAUCGCCGCCGCCCAUGCCCCUCUUCAUGUACUGGCUCACCUACCACCUCCCCAGCCCCUCUUCAUGUACUGGCUCACCUACCACCUCCUCAGGUGUUGCUUUUAG